Molecule: messenger RNA, 6332 nt
Organism: Hemicordylus capensis (graceful crag lizard)
Lineage: Eukaryota; Metazoa; Chordata; Lepidosauria; Squamata; Cordylidae
Gene: PRR36
Product: proline rich 36
Exons: 6
Coding region: 273-3896 (1207 amino acids)
Source: RefSeq, a predicted model, not a curated record
CUGUGGCGCGGCGCUCCCUCCCCUCCCUCCCUCCAUACACGCCCAGUGCAAGCAGCAGCAGCAACCGCGGCAGCAGCACCGACCGCCACCACUUUCUGCGCGCAGGCCGCUGGCCCUCCUACAGAGACAAAGCCGGGGCUCGUUCGUCCGGAGGAACGGUUGGCUUCGCUUCCCGGGGCGGCUCGAGCCAGGCCAAAAACAAGGCAGAAGACUAACUUGCCCGGUAGCACAAACGUAUAGAGACUGCCUGCCCAGUGCCUGUGGGUGCAAAGAUGGAUGAUGGAGCAGCAACGAGUGGGAACCCUAGACCACAGGCAAAUGGUGUGGCGGGUACCAUUAGAACAGCACCAGCUGCCUGCCUGCCUGCAGCGAAACAAAAACUGAGCCGGAAGCCGCCUCCACCAGCAGCCCACCUUCCCGGGGGGAAGCUGCCAACAGCUGCCUUACCUCGCCCCCCUACAGUUCCUUGUAAGGCUCCCAAGAUGCUCAGUAAUGGAACAGCAAAGAAGCCCAGUGUGUCACAGCCCAAACAGCCGGUGCCCAAGACGAGCAGUGCUGCCAAUGCCCCUGCCAGAGUGACAAUGAAAAAGGCGACUGGCGACAGACCCAGUGCAACAAAGACGUCUGAAAAGGAGGUGCAGCAGAAAUCUGCAAAGGUGGCCUUGCAGUCUUCUACAGCUUCUGCAUCAAAGUCAGCUGCUGCAAAACCCAAGAGGGUGGAACAGACUAAGCCUUCCAGGACUUGGUUGCCAGGGACUAGGAAUGCAAGCUCUUCAUCUGCACUAAACAGAGCACCAGUCAAUGACAAAGUUGUGGGCAAACCUAAGCAGAUGGCACCACCUGCUGGUCAGAGUGCAGCAGUGCAGCAGCAGAAAACCACUUUGGCUGCACAAAGAGAUACAACCAGAGCUGCCACCAUUCCAAAGGCCAAGCCUUCAGGCUCCAGUCCAAUUGUGAAGAUGCCAUCUGCCCCAAAGCAUCCCAAGCUGCCAGGCUCCAAAUCUCAAUCUGAUCCAAGCCUUGCACACAAGAACGUGGCUGCCCCCCCUAAGAACACCAAGCUUUCAGAGAAGAAAUUCUCUGAGAUGGCUAAGCCCAGAACUCCUUCCAGGGCAGCCGGUGGGGGUGCCCAACCAGCCACGCCACGGAGAGCAGCGGCCUCUGCGCCAAAGGCCCCCUCUGCCGGGAACAGUCCAGGCAAGAAGAUCCCAAGGAGAGAUGCUCUUCCCAACCAGGAGCAGGUCCCAACGCAAAAAAAGAAGCUUCAGAAGUCAGCUGCCCAGGAAGGCAACAUUCCAGCUGCUGUUGGGGAAGCGGAGAGUAUCCCCACAGAAGACACAAGACCUCUAGAAAAAGUAGAAUACAUGGCUAAGGUAGAGACUGUGGUUGCCCAAGUGCUUUCUGAAGUGACGACGCUGGAGAUGGAGCCAGUGGAGCCAAGGGACUUGCAGGAGGCAGGGGAGAACAAGCCUGGGCCACCCAGCAUGCUGGCUCCACAAGGGCCACUCCUUCCCGCAGGGCUUGAAGAAGCGUCUCCAGUCUUCCCCAGUCUGCAAACGAUGAAGGUUGUCUCUCCCAAUGAGGUGCUUCACUUACCUGCCCCUGAGGUCUUGGAGCUUCCUAGAGACGCACCGGAUCCGCAGAUAGCAGCUGUCCCAUGUGAACCCUUCACUCCCAUUUACUUGGAACUCUCUCCUGAGAUUCUGCAGUUAGAAACUCUCCAGCCUAGCAGGGAAGGCACAGCCUUCCAGUUCUUGGAAGAACAAGGAUCUCCACACCUUGAUUCCGUGCCUGUAGAGCAGUCGCGCUAUUUGCUUGAACCUGAAGAGUCUUGUGAAGAUACGCACCCCCUUGCAACACCCCCUUUAGCCCAGGACUCCCAGACGCCAGUGAAGGAAGAUACUUUUGCUCCAAGCUGUACAGAGGAGGAGGAGGAGGAGGAGGGGGCUUCUGGUUCGUUGAUUCCGAAGGCUGGGUUCCCUGAAGCGGCUCAAGAUGAGAUGCUGCUCGUACUGGCAGCAAAGGCCCAGGAGGUGCCUCCCCUCCAAGUGGAGCACUCUCCCUCUGCCUGCCAAACAGCUCUUCCCCUGAAGAUCGUAGCAGGGACUCGGGCAACUGAGCAUGAUGAAGAGCAUGAGGUGAAUGAGGUAGCAAGCCUGUCUCGGAGCUUAGACGUGGAGGAACUGCAGGAGGAUGUUCUGCCUCUGGAGAUGGAGGAUGAAGUACUGUGGGGGCGCCAUGUAGAUCUUGGCACUGAAGCUUCACAGGAGGCCACUACUUCUCAGCAGGCAGAGCAGCAGCAUAUAGCGGACAUCCUUGCUGAAGAUGUGUUGGAAGUUCUGUGCAUGGCAGAACUUCCAGUCCUGGAUAACCUUGUUCAAGAGCAGACUCCUCUGUCUCCUGAUGCGGCCCUGCUCCACACAGAGUUUACUAGAGGCUCUUGCAUGGGCUAUGACAACCACUCUAGCCCUUCUGGUGGACAUUCCAGCGCAGGAAGCCUUGAGGAAUAUGCAGUGGUCCAAGACGUGGAUGAGAGUAGUCUGAAGCAAGAGGACGCCCCCGAGUUUGAAGCGUCAGAUCUUUUUCUGCCCCAUCUCUCAGAGGAGACUUCUCCAACUAGUAGCAUUGCCCAGGUGUCGGUGCACAAACCACAGACUUUGCCUUUGAAAAGCCUGGAAUUGUUGCAGGAGCCCUCUGCUCAGCUCCCUGAAGGGCCAGAGUUGCUGCUAAGUACCACCAUGCUGAAGGGCCUCUCCCCUGAGAGAGGGGGCUCUUCUUCCAAAUCCAGCACCUUAAGUGGGCCUGACCUGGCGGGCAAGAGCAGCAGUGAAACCAGCACCCCUGAGGAGCUGCGAGACUAUGACAGUAGCUCCGGAGUAGAGUCCAAGUCAGAUGAGAAGCUGGAGCAAACUUGUCACCAGCUCCUGAGUCCCCUGGAGGACCUGCCUGGCGAGCUGGACCUGGGCAUCCACAUGGAGAAGGGAGAUGAUGAGGCAGAGACCCUUCCCGCUGAUGAAGUCCUUGGAGACCCACCCACUGAGCCCACCGUGUCCUCAGAGGAGGAAGCCGAGCUGGAUGCAGAUCUCCUGAAGGACCCGGGAUUCACAGAGACGGUGUGCUUGUCGGCAUCUCCUCCUGGCAAGCCCUGCUUACCCCACUCAGUGGAGGAGUCUGACGAGCUGGGCUCUGGUGAUGCUGGCACAGAGACUCCAGCCUCCACCAAUUCGGCCGCUUCUUGUGAUGUCUUUGGUGCCUUUCACCUCCACUCCACUGACAGCUGUGGCAAGAGCCCCGGCCUCUCUUCCCUAGAGAGUGAAGAGCACUCCACUGAGGGCAGCAAGGACCAGCUCCCCAAAGAGACCCACAGCAAGACUCCUGUGGACUGGGAGCACCCCUUGCAGGCCAGCCCAGCUCCCCAGAAGAUCAGAGGGCAGGAUGAAGAGCCACCCCAGCCUUUCACUGCCACUCAUAGCCUGACUGCAGGUGACAAUGGGGCUGGCCUGCCCUUCCCCUGGGGACCCUGUCCAUCAGAGAUCCUCUCCACUAUCUAUGAAGUGGAAAGUGGUGCUGAGACGCCUGGCCCCGAUGAAGAGGAUGGGAGUUGCUGCUUGAGCGCCGCCUCCCGAGAACAGGCCCUUCACCUAGGAAACAUCCCGGCCACGGUUGUGCAGCAGCUGAUCAGCCGGACACUGCUCUUCUCGGCAGAGGCACCUUCUGGGGCUGUCGGUGGGAAGGGGGCGGUAGACAGCGAAGCAGAGAUUGGCAAGUGGACCGAGCUGAUCUCCCCUCUGGAUGAAUCGCGGGCCAGCAUCACUUCUGUGACCAGCUUCUCCCCAGAGGACAUGUCAUCCCCACAUGGGGACUGGACUGUCGUGGAGGUAGAGACAUUUCACUGAAUUUUCCUUGCAACUGACCUUUUCCUCCCUUGUGGGCAUCUUCUUUUCCCAAGCAUUCCUUCCCUUGAGCUUGAUCCAGUCACCCUUGUUGGUGCCUUGGUAUUGCGGAGUGUUAGGUGACUAGGGCUCAUUUGCUCCCUCCCUGUCCCUCUUGGGCAGCUAACAUCAGAACCCAAGUUGGUUUUUACUGUAGUUCAGCACCUGUGAGCUGUGACCACUUUCUUGCUUGCAGCAAAGCAUGAGGCCCCUUUGGGCCAACUUCUGGCUCAGUGGAGCUUUCAGCCCCUUUACAUUUAUUUGGGUCUUCAACGGUGGAACAGCUGCUUUCUACAACACAGUCACCAGUAAUCGGUCAUCCACCACUUGUCUGGGCUAAUCCUACACAUUUCCCAGUAGAUUGCCAAACAAACAAACAAACAAAAACCCUGCUCUAAAGCAACACCACCUCUCUGUCACUAGAAGCAGCUCUUGGCAGAUGAACCAGAACCAGAUGAUCUGAGAAUGGUACAGCUACUGCUAGCCCUGGAAUGUGGAGGGAGACUUAUUGCCGAUAACAGGAAAGUCAGAGCUCUUCUAGACUGCAGAUAUUCAAAUGUGCCUCUUCCAAUAGCUGCAAGAAACCUGUCAUUUGGACAAAGGGCAUUGCACCUUUCUCUCCUGGGGUUAAGGGAAGUGGCCUAUAUUGAAGCUGCCAGGAGGGAGAGAGGGAGGACUGUUGCAGUGAUAGGGCAGUUUCCUCUGCAAGUGAAACUCCCAUAACAUGCAGCAACAAUACUUUAGGAUAACUAUCUUUUAUCUCUGCUCUUCACAAAUUGGCCAUUCUAAGUUUCUGGGCAACUUCUAGGAGGGUUCUUGGCUUGCCUUGGGCAGGUGGGGUGUGGGCAGGCUGUGGUGGUGUACAACUAUUUUUUAAUGACACUGACUCUAUGGCACACUUUUAGAAAGUGUGCUCUCAAGUCGAUUUCGACUCCUGGCACCCACAGAGCCCUGUGGUUGUCCUUGGCAGAAUACAGGAGGGGUUUACCAUUUCCAUUGCCCAUGCAGUAUGAGAUGAUGCCGUUCAGCAUCUUCCCAUAUCGCUGCUGCCCGAUAUAGUACCAGUGGGGAUUUGAACGGGCAACCUUCUGCUUGUUGAAUCAAGCAUUUCCCCGCUGUGCCACUCAAGGUGACGGUAUGGCACUUUACCUUACCCUUAAACAGCCGGUGGGUUGAAAUGUGCACCCUUUAAAAUGGAUGGAAGGAAAGAAUGGGUGGUUCAGUAAUCAAUAAGUCAUAUCACGGUGCAACUUCUUGGGUGCCAGAAGUACUGCCCCCAGUAAAGCAGCUGAGAGAAGUGGGUGGCAUGGUCUUGAUCCUGGGGCAGGGAUACAGCUGGCCCUCCAUCUACCAGUACUAGAUCCAGCCCCAAGACAGGCACAGCAUAGCCUGCCACCCCCACCUGUGACUGUUUCAUCCCAGGAACUCUCCUGCCUGGACUCAGAGCAAAUGCAAUGGAGCCUUGUGAUGCUACAAUUCAUUUAUCUCCCACCCACACUUUUUUUUUUGGUAAAGGCUGCUAAAAUGAAUUGGAACAAAACUACAGCCUGUGUCCCACAUCCAGGAGACAAUGUUAAACUCUUGCCACAGCAAUCAUUUCAAAUCCCCAUUCAGCCACGAGCCUCACUGGCUGACCCUGGGCCAGUCAGCCUAACCUACCUCACAGGGUUGUUGUGAGGAUAAACAUAACCAUGUACAUCACUCUGGGGGCCUUGGAGGAAGAGCUGGGAUAUAAAUGGCUAAAAAAAACAAGUACUGGCUGACACGAACCAAGCAGCGGUGCCACAGGUUUCUCCCAUUGUCAUGAAUGGGAGAAACUAUGGCAGUGCUUCUAGUCCAGACAUGGUGCACAGCAAUUCCCUACUGCUGCCCAUCAUGCCAGCCACUGAGCUGUGCCCCUCUUCUGUUCCUGCUGCUACAGUGGAGAUGCAGAACUGGGGGUCCCCCUCCAAAUGGCCUUCGUAAACUAACCACUAGGGCCAUCUCUAGUGCAGUGGCGCCCAAGCUGGGGUCCUCCAGAUGUGACUGAUCUACAACUCCCAUCAUCUGCAGCCAUAAGUCAUAGCUGGGGAUGAUGGGAGUUGUAGUUCAGCCACCAAAAGUCCAUGUGGCUCAAUUCAAAAAAAGCUUUCAUUGCAGUAACUCUGGCCUUGUACUGGACCUCCCUGGCAUGGGGGAGGGGGGGCGGGGUCAGGGAGCACACCCCACAAAAAAAGAAACCUAUUCUUGAGAGUUAUGGCUUGUGUAGAAUCUCUUUGGAAACAGAAACUUAUUAACUGUGACAGUGUGUUGAUCAAGAUGACUUUUUCUAAAGUGUGCGUGUGUGACUGCUUUUGUAAUGUAGCAAUUAGUAAUAAAUUAUGGUAUUUUUUUAGUUUUUUUAAAAUAAAGGUGAACUUG